Messenger RNA from Scomber scombrus (Atlantic mackerel), 3024 nucleotides. It is a transcript of the gene tmem63a, whose product is annotated as transmembrane protein 63A. Lineage: Eukaryota; Metazoa; Chordata; Actinopteri; Scombriformes; Scombridae. Gene Ontology annotation, cellular component: plasma membrane. Gene Ontology annotation, molecular function: nucleic acid binding; calcium-activated cation channel activity. Bases 133 to 2511 code for a protein of 792 amino acids. The record is from RefSeq and is a predicted model, not a curated record. The transcript is spliced from 23 exons.
GUGCGAAAUAGAAAGGAAACGGGAGUGGAGACGACGCUCAUUAUAUUUUGAGUAUUUACAGUAAAAAAGAAGUGUCUUUUUCGGCAGGAUAAAAAGCGGACAUACAGACAAACCGCUGGCUCCUUUCCAGUGAUGUCGUCUACGUGGUGGGAGCAGUGGCCCCUGCUGUUCAGUAAUGGUAGCUCUUCCCAUGGCUUCAUCGACAACAGUAGCUGCUUCAGCUCCACACAGAGCACUGUCCUGAACGGAGUCCCUUUUGGAGGAGUGCCAGUUGUGCUAUUGAUCAACUUCUGCGUCUUUCUGGUGUUGGUGCUUCUCUUCUCCAUUAUAAGGAGGAAGUUCUGGGACUAUGGACGUCUAGCGCUGUUUGCAGACAAAGAAGGGUUCACUGAGUCAACGCAUCGUCGCUAUGGACACAUGUCAUCUGUCAAAUCCAACGUGGAUGACCCUGAGUAUGAAAUGGGCUUCUGUUCUUGGCUGCCGUACAUCCUCAGAAUGGAUGAUGAAAAAAUAAAAGCCAAAUGUGGCAUGGACGCCGUUCACUACCUGUCCUUCCAGCGUCAUCUCAUUGUCUUGCUGUUGGUCAUUACCAUCGCGUCCCUCUCAAUCAUACUGCCUGUCAACCUUACGGGAGACCUGCUGAACAAUGAUCCGUGGAGCUUCGGAAGGACAACUGUUGGGAAUCUUCAAAAGGACAACAACCUGUUGUGGCUGCACACAGUGCUUGCAGUCGUUUACCUGACCCUGACAGUUGUUCUGCUGAGACGUCACACAUCACAAAUGAAAGGCGUGCGCAGAGAGACAGCAAGAACCACCUUGUUUGUAUGUUCAGUCCCCAAAACAGCAUCAGAGGAGGAUGUAAAGACCCAUUUUACAGAGGCGUACCCUUCCUGCCAAGUGUGUGCUGUCACCCUGAGCUAUGAUGUGGCCAAGCUCAUGCACCUUGAUAAGGAAAGGAUACGAGCUGGUAAGAACCUGCGCUACUAUGAACGUGCCUUUGACAAAACAGGUCAGCGUGAAAUGAUUAACCUCCAGCUGUGCAGCCAUCUCUGUUGCUGCUCCAACUGUGAGAAGGUUGAUGCCAUAGAGCACUACAGCAACAAAGAGAAAAACUUGCUGGAAGAGGUGAGGCAGCAGGUAGAAUUGGUGCCACAGCGCCCCCUGGGGAUCGCCUUCGUCACCUUGCAGACAGAGGCAAUGGCCAACUACAUUUUGAAAGACUUCAAUGCACUCCAGUGUGGUGGCAGGAGCUGCUGCUGUGGGAGGGAGCCGCAGCCUUCCUCCAAUAGUGCAGCUCUGAAAGUGAAGAAGUGGACAGUCAGCUUUGCACCACAUCCCAAAAAUGUGUUCUGGGACAAUCUGUCAGUGCAGGGUUUUCCUUGGUACAUGCGCUACAUCAUGCUCAACUCCCUUCUCUUCUUCCUGCUCACCUUCCUAACAACUCCUACCAUCAUUCUCAACACCAUUGACAAGUUCAACGUUACUAAGCCCAUCCACUAUCUCAAUAGUCCUAUCAUCAGUCAGUUCUUCCCUACUCUCAUGCUGUGGAUCUUUUCUGCAUUGCUGCCUACCAUAGUCUACUAUUCUACUCUAGGAGAGGCACACUGGACCCGGUCCAGCGAGCAGCUGAGCAUGAUGCGUAAGCUGUACUUCUUCCUGCUCUUCAUGGUGCUCAUCCUCCCCUCUCUCGGACUCACCAGUCUUGCUGUGUUUUUCCGCUGGUUCUUUGAUAAAGAGUUUCUCUCAGGUGGGAAGCUAAGGUUUGAGUGUGUGUUCUUACCUGACCAAGGUGCAUUUUUUGUCAAUUACGUGAUUGCGGCUGGACUGGUGGGUUCUGGGAUGGAGUUGCUGCGGUUGCCAGGUUUGCUGCUCUACACCGUUCGUAUGGCGCUUGCACGAUCUGCCGCAGAAAGAAAAUAUGUUAAACAGAACCAGGCCUAUGAGUUUGAAUAUGGAGCCAUGUAUGGAUGGACCUUAUGUGUGUUUACUGUCAUUAUGGCAUACAGCAUAAUUUGUCCUAUUAUUGUGCCUUUUGGUCUCUUAUACAUGUUGUUGAAGCACCUGGUGGACAAACACAACCUGUACUUUGCCUACCUACCUGCCCGCCUAGACCGCCAAGUCCAUCUGGGAGCUGUCAAUCAAGCUCUGUCAGCACCAAUCAUCUGCCUGAUAUGGCUUUAUUUCUUUUCUGUCCUCAGAACAGGUUUCUGGGCUGCCACAUCUCUGUUCACCCUGGUGGUCCUGACCAUCACUGUCUUCAUCUGUGUCAGCUACACCUGCUUUGGCCAUUUCAAGUACCUCAGUCCACACAACUAUGAGGUGAAAGAUGAUGAUGAGGACAAAGCUGAGGGAUCGGAAGAAAAUACCAUGGUCUACCUUCCCAGGGUGCUUAAUCCCAAAUCACCUGCCAGCACCACACAGGCGAGUAAACUCCAGCAGUCUUAUGGCUCUGCAGGGAACAGCACAGAGUAUGCCUCCAGCCCAAUGGAGGGCAGCAUGUCAGAUAGCUGAGUCAGUGUAUUUCAACACUGAGUCAAAGUUGAAUGUUUAAGCUUAAUGUGUAAUGCCCUGGAUUCCUGAUUGUAAAUAUGCGUACUUAAAAAUAAUUUCAGCAUUGAUGUCAGAGUCUGAAUUCACCUCCACCCUACUGCUCAGUCAGACAUGGCCUGUCCUAAUUAGAGGAAAUCUCCAGAUGGAAAGAGAGAAGACCAUGCAAUAGAUCCCAAAGCAUAUGUACCUAUCCACUUUUGUAAAGAUAAGAGGUUAAAGUAUCAUGUAAGACACUAUGUCCAAGAUCAGUUACCCUACAGGAGAAAAAAGGUACAUUUUAAUUAAUAUUUGAACCAUUAUUUGCACUUGACCAGAGUAGCACAUCCAUAAGAAACCUGCAAAGUCUUCUCUCUCAGUCUUGUCUAUUAUAAAGAUUAUAAAGUAGUACAUUUUUUAUUUUUUGCUGUAUACAACCUCUUUGAUAAGGACCAAUUCACCAAAAAAUGCCUUGACAUUAAGAAGAAGCCAUAAUGU